Molecule: messenger RNA, 1493 nt
Organism: Cokeromyces recurvatus
Lineage: Eukaryota; Fungi; Mucoromycota; Mucoromycetes; Mucorales; Mucoraceae
Product: thiamine diphosphate-binding protein
Exons: 3
Coding region: 399-1493 (364 amino acids)
Biological process (GO): branched-chain amino acid catabolic process
Molecular function (GO): oxidoreductase activity, acting on the aldehyde or oxo group of donors, disulfide as acceptor
Source: RefSeq, a predicted model, not a curated record
UUUUUUUUUAUCUUUUUUUUUAUCUAUUUAUUUAUCCAUUCAUAAAAAGUAUGCUUAAUAGAACUAAAUCAUUGCUUCUAAAAAGCCCAAUUUUACUACAACAACAACAACCAAAAAGAUGGCUUACGGUUACUUCAAAGGUAUGUCAUAGUAAAUUAGACUUUUUUUUUUUUUUGGUUCUGUCAUAAUCAUAAUAGCUUCUUUCUUCUUCCCCGAAUUUUAUUGAAUAGUUAUUGAAUGUAACGAAUGUGGCAGAGUCUAGAAGGCUAUCGGAUAAUGAGAAUAAUAGCAGAGAGCAUAUCAUUCAAUCGUCUGCUAGUAUAUGGUCUUCUGCUGAUAGAUUUACAAACGAGUUGACAUUCUUUAAAAAUCAAGAUGUUCUUAAAGCAUAUCGUGUGAUGGAUCAUACAGGAACUGUGUUGAUACCUGAACAUGAUCCUAAUCUGUCCAAGGAUCAAGUCAUUCAAUGUUAUAAAAACAUGUUAUUCUUACAUACAAUGGAUGGUAUUCUUUAUGAUGCUCAACGUCAGGGUCGUAUUAGUUUCUAUAUGACGCAUUAUGGUGAAGAAGCUAUGAUUGGCAGUGCAGCUGCUUUAUCACCUGAAGAUGUUGUUUUUGGACAAUAUCGUGAGGCUUUUAUGCUGGUUCAUCGUGGUUUUACUUUGGAUGAAUUUCUUAGUCAAUGCUUUUCAAAUGAAUUAGAUCUUGGUAAAGGCAGACAAAUGCCUGUUCAUUAUGGCUCAAAACGUUUAAACUUUCAGACCAUUUCAUCUCCUUUGGGAACUCAAAUCCCUCAAGCUGCUGGUGCUGCUUAUGCAUUAAAAAUGUCUGGUACAAAUGCAUGCACACUUUGUUUCUUUGGAGAAGGUGCUGCUUCAGAAGGUGAUUUCCAUGCAGGCCUUAAUAUGGCUGCUACCUUGAAAUGUCCUGUUGUUUUCUUUUGUCGUAAUAAUGGGUAUGCUAUCUCUACACCUUCUUCUGAACAAUAUAAAGGGGAUGGCAUUGCUAGUCGUGGUAUUGGCUAUGGUAUGGAUACCAUUCGAGUAGAUGGUAAUGAUAUCUGGGCUAUUUAUAAUGCUACAAAGACAGCUAGAGAAAUGGCUAUCAAGGAACAAAGACCUGUCCUGAUUGAAGCCAUGACCUAUCGUAUUGGUCAUCAUAGUACCUCAGAUGAUUCUACAAAAUAUCGUGAUCGAAAGGAAGUUGAAGAAAGAGCUAAAUUUGAUAAUCCAAUCACUCGUCUAAGACGUUACAUGGAAUUGAAGGAUUGGUGGACUCAAGAAGAAGAAGAUGAUUAUCGUAAACAAAUUAAAAAGGAUAUUUUAAAAAGCUUCAGUGCCGCUGAAAAGAGAAAGAAGCCUGCUAUCAAACAUCUCUUUACAGAUGUUUAUGAUGAAUUAACUCCAAAUCUUAUUCAACAGCAAAAGGAACUUGAAGAAUUGAUAAAGAAAUACCCCGAAUAUUACAAUUUAGAUGAAUUUGCUUCAAAUUAG